UUUUACUCCAUAGGAAAAAACAACUUCCUUUCUUAUCUUAAUCUCUCCCUCUUUUUCCUCAAAAUAAACACAUCCUUUGAUUCAUUUAUUUUAGGAAGCUAGAAUCUUUCAUUAGCUCAAAAGAAAACCCAUCUUUUUUUUCUUUCAUUAAACCCAUAUCAUUGUACAAGUAUGACAAUUCAAAAUAAGCUUUAGGUAAACUUUGUUUUUUCCAAAAGAGCUUUAUUCUUUGUACAAUGUUUCCUCUUAUUCAAGGAAAAAAGAUGUAAAAUUAGUAAAAAUUUAGAAAAACAAACAAAACCCAUUUCUCAAUUCAAUCAGUUUAGUUCUUCUUCCUUACCAAAAUUUUCUGGGUUAUAUUCUAGUGAGAGAUUUUAGAGAGAGAAAGAGCAAAAAUAUGACAAUUUUGAGUGGUUUAGGGAUAGUAUUAAGUGUAGUAUUUGGGUGUUUAUUAUUAGCAUUAGUUGGAGAGCUUUAUUAUCUUUUAUGGUGGAAGAAACAAAGGAUACUUAGUUCACCAACUAACAGAAUUCAAGAAGAUUACAGUAAUCAUGCAAAGGAAAUGUUUUAUUUAUUUUGUUGGGAUAAACCCACAACCAUUAUCAACAAUUCAAGUUCAAAUAACCCAAAUGGGUCUAACCCAGAUGAAAAUGAACAUGACCCAGAUUUAGAAAUGGGUCUGGAAGCAAGAAGGGAUCUCCUGUUGAAGGCCUUAGGAGAAGAAGCUGUGGAUGCAGAUAUUUUGAAGUUAGCAGGACAUCCAAGAUUCUUAUUUACAAUCAAGGAAGAAACAAAGGAAGAUUUGGAAUCUGAGGAUGGAAAAUCAAGGGCUGAUAAAAGAUCAAGAACUAGAAGUCUUAGUGAUCUUAUUAUGGCACUUGAAACACAAACACCUUAUCUUAGCCCUGUUUCUUCACCUCCAAAUAAUAGUAAUUUGAAGGUUAUUUCUUCAAAUUUGGUGAAAAAUAACAAUAAUUAUAAUAACCCUUUGUUUGAAUCAUCAGUUGAAGCUGAAAUUUAUAGGUUGAGAUCUUCUCCUCCUCCAAAAUUUAAGUUUUUGAGAGAUGCUGAGGAGAAAUUGUAUAGGAGUUUGAUUGAAGAAGCUCAGAAAAGUGGGAUUUUUAAGGAAAUUAAAUUGGAGAAUUUUGAAGAAAAAAAAGACAAGUUUUUGAUGAAAAAAAGUAAUGAAAAAGAGAGGGAAAUUCAUUGUAGUUCACAAAUACUUCCAUUGGCUUCUUCACCUACAUCUUCUGGUAAUGAUUUCUCAUUAAGGUCAGUUGAUAGCAAACAUCUGGGUUUGCAUUAAUUAGUUCAAUAUCCUUCUCUUCAACCCCGACUUGUGCGAGAAACUGGAUUGUUGAUUAUGAUUUGUGCAAGAAAUUAGGUUGUUGAUUAUGAAUUGUGCGAGAAACUGGGCUGUGGAUUAUGACUUGUACGAGAAAUUGGGCUGUUGACUGUGACUAUGAUUAGGAAUUCUGGGCAGAGAAUUUCCGAGGUAAAUCGAACCUGGUUUUAUCCUCUAUUUCAAGGAUGAAAAGAGAGGGAUUAGUUAGUGUGAUUUAAGCCAUUUCUCUUUGUUUUUUGGUUCAUUUAAAUUCUAAUUUUAUAAAUUUCUGUUUCUUAAUUCAGUAUUUUUAUAAAACAAAUAGGAUUUCCUGUAUUAUAACCUCCUAAUUAUCAAUUUGGAAGAGUUUUGGGAAUUCAAGAAACAGAAAUUAUUUGAUACUGGCAUGCUGCUAUUACAGUGUUUUUUUUUGCAAAAAAGCUAAAGCUCUUGUUUGGUAGGCAAUCUGUUUUUUUGCAUGUUGAUAGCAAGAAUGGCUACUUGAUUAUGUACAAGUACAACUUUCAUAUGUAAAUACUUUUACUUAAUUUUUUUGAUAAUUAUAAGUGCUUCCCAUAUUUCCUUUAAUUUGUUACAUAUUGUUAUGCUUUUGCUGAUAAUUAAUUUGUAAA
Molecule: messenger RNA, 1956 nt
Organism: Amaranthus tricolor (Joseph's coat)
Lineage: Eukaryota; Viridiplantae; Streptophyta; Magnoliopsida; Caryophyllales; Amaranthaceae
Exons: 1
Coding region: 398-1306 (302 amino acids)
Source: RefSeq, a predicted model, not a curated record